Messenger RNA from Vicugna pacos (alpaca), 7010 nucleotides. RefSeq names its product hydroxyacid oxidase 1 (gene HAO1). Gene Ontology annotation, molecular function: FMN binding; oxidoreductase activity. The record is from RefSeq and is a predicted model, not a curated record. NCBI's taxonomy places the organism in Eukaryota, Metazoa, Chordata, Mammalia, Artiodactyla, Camelidae.
UGUAGAAAGCAAUCAGGAGAAAAAAAAAUCCCAGAGUUUACAGUAACCCAGGAAGAUGUUCAGCCGGCUUGUCUGUGUCAGCGAUUAUGAACAACACGCUAAAUCCAUACUUCAGAAGUCUAUAUACGACUAUUAUAAAUCUGGGGCUAAUGACCAGGAAACCUUGGCUGAUAAUAUUGCAGCAUUUUCCAGGUGGAAGCUGUAUCCACGGAUGCUGCGGAAUGUUGCUGAAAUAGACCUGUCGACUUCCGUUUUAGGGCAGAGGGUCAGCAUGCCAAUAUGUGUGGGCGCUACUGCCAUGCAGUGCAUGGCUCACGUGGAUGGGGAGCUGGCAACCGUGCGAGCCUGCACAUCUCUGGGAACCGGCAUGAUGCUGAGCUCCUGGGCCACCUCCUCAAUUGAAGAAGUAGCAGAAGCUGGUCCCCAGGCACUUCGCUGGCUGCAGCUGUACAUCUACAAGGACCGUGAGGUCACCAAGCAGCUGGUGCGGCGGGCUGAGCGGAUGGGCUACAAGGGCAUAUUUGUGACAGUGGACACCCCUUACCUGGGCAAUCGCUUCGAUGACGUGCGUAACAGGUUCAAGCUGCCACCCCAACUCAGAAUGAAAAAUUUUGAAACCAAUGAUUUAGCAUUUUCUCCUAAGGAAAAUUUUGGAGACAACAGUGGACUUGCUGCGUAUGUGGCUAAAGCAAUAGACCCGUCUAUCAGCUGGGAAGACAUCAAAUGGCUGAGAAGACUGACAUCACUGCCGAUUGUUGCAAAAGGCAUUUUGAGAGGUGAUGACGCCAAAGAGGCAGUUAAACAUGGUCUGGAUGGGAUCUUGGUGUCAAAUCAUGGGGCUCGACAGCUCGAUGGGGUGCCAGCCACUAUUGAUGCUCUGCCAGAAAUUGUGGAGGCUGUGGAAGGGAAGGUGGAAGUCUUCCUGGAUGGGGGUGUGCGGAAAGGGACUGAUGUUCUGAAAGCUCUGGCCCUGGGAGCCAAGGCUGUGUUUGUGGGGAGACCAAUCAUCUGGGGCUUGGCGUGCCAGGGAGAGAAAGGUGUCCAAGACGUCCUUGAGAUACUGAAGGAAGAAUUCCGGUUGGCCAUGGCUCUGAGUGGGUGCCAGAAUGUGAAAGUCAUCGACAAGACAUUGGUGAGGAAAAAUCCUUUGGCCGUUUCCAAGAUCUGACAGUGCACAAUAUUUUCCCAUCUGUAUUAUUAUUAUUAUUAUUUUUUCGGCAUGUAUUACUUGACAAAGAGACACUGUGCAGAGAGUGACCACAAUCUGUAAUUCUCCACUUCGAUACAAAGGGUGUCCUUCUUCUCCAACAAAACAGCAAUCCCUUGCUAUUUUAAGUUCAUUGCUUUUGACUUUUCAAUGGGUGCCCUAGGAACCUUUUAGAGAGAAAUGGACUUGCAUCCUGGAAAUAUAUUAACUGUUAAAAAGGAAAACAUUGAAAAUGUGUUUAGAUAGCGUCAUCCCCUGGCAGGCUAACGUGCUGCAAAACAAAAGGUAUCCCAGGGUAAGACUGGAGCUAGCUCAUGUGGAGUACACAGAUAAUGAUCUCACUGUUUAUUAACCCUCAUUGUGUUGGGAUUUCCUUAAAACCAUGUUCUUAAAUUGUCAGCGCAGGUUCAAAAGGCUGAGAGUGCCUUGGAGAGAUAGCAGGUUUGGAUUCCUUACACUGAGGAGAUGGUGCUUGAUAACAUUGGGAUACAUUGGUGAUAAUUUGUGAUUUUCUAAGUACUUUUUGACACCCUGAGCUAUGCUCCUUCUUUGAAUGUAGAUUUCCAUUCACAUCUUUAGUAUCUUUAGUAUAUCUGAGUAUUUUAUGAUGGAGAUGGCUUCUUAGUCAGAGAGAAAUAAAGUGAUUUUUGAAAAGAUUCUAUCUGGUCCAUUUGUAAUAAAAUGGAAUUCAACUAUUUUGAUCCCUGAGCCCGAAUGUCUUCCCUGUUCGCCUUAUGUACACCUGUUAAUUUUCUUAUACCUCGUAGAUCCUCUUCGUUAUCCCUUUGCUUCUUUCUCACUCACAGUCAUGGCCAGUGACGUGAUGUGCGAGGCCCCCUGCCAAAUGAAAUGAUGGCCCCUUAUUCAAAUAGCAGGAAAAAGACCUUUCCCUUUCUUUCAAGGUUUUUCUCUUAACCUGCCAUGGUAUCUUUUAUUUGCUAUUGAAUGUCAUGUUUCCUGGGGCAUGGGGGUACUCAUGGGGCAAGUACAGACCCUCACAGGGGUCUGAACAUCACCCUGUGAUCUGUCCUGACUCAGAGUGGAGGGUGGGGGUGGACAGAGCCACUGUCACUGGUGAGGUAGGUGGGCCAUUAGCCAAGGUCUUGUCUAGGGGAGGUGGGGAGGUGGUGGGAGAUGAGACAUUGUGGCUCCAGGCCCCCCAGCACAUGUUCCAUGGUCCUGUCAUCCUUUACGUAUAAAAUACAAACUCAAAAGUAUUAAGAAUUCAAGCCAGCAACAGAACAUUAAACUCAAGCACAAAGCCCCCUUUGGGGUGUAGAAUCCUGUGUGACUGCACUGCCUGCCUGUCCAUGAAGCUCUGGUCAGAUGACUUUCAUUUAUUCCCAAAUCAGGUGUUUGACAGCUGGGAGGGAAACUUAGCAGCCAAAGUAAUUUUGAAAUUGUUUUUUCACCAGCUUGUUGGUUGUUCAUUUACUAUAAAGUACUGAAUGAAACAAUUUAGAGAAUCACUACCUUAAAAUAUGAUCACAAGAAUUAUGUUUUAUUAUUUUAUUAUAAUGUUUUAUUCUCAGAUCUCUCUGCCUCUCUCUCUGUCAUUGUCAUUCUGUCUCUCUGUCUCUAUCUCUCCAUCUCUUUCCCUUCCUCCCUCCUUCUUUUUUUUUUCCUUUAAAUGCUAGGGCUUUCAUAAAUACUACAAUGGACACAAACAUAGAUCUAUCUUUCUGAAAUUAUAUCAUUAUAUCUUGGUCUGAUAAAGAAGAAUCAUUUAGUCUGAUUAAAAAGGAAAAGUCAUCCCUUAAGUUUUUCUCCAACUACCAAGAAGGAAUAUUACUGUCAUAUUCUAUAACUGUUUUGUACUUUUCUAAUUACUAUUAAUCAAUUAACAGUAAGUACCUCUUGGAUCCCUCCAACUGAUUCAGGGGUGCACCUGUUUUUAGCAAAGAAGGUCCGCUUGGCUCCAUCCUAGUAUGUGGUUGCUUAAAACCUGAUAACUUCCCCAGCAAAUGGAGGUCCACAGAUAGUGUUUUAAGUAAGUUUUAUGAGAAUGGGGAUUAGUGGUCUUAAUUGGUAACUUUCUAGACACAUUUAUGACCCCCAUGCUACCUCCUUGAAUGUAGAUAUGCACUUUUUCUUCAGAGUUGUAAUGUAGUUGAAUGCUUUAUGAUGUAUGUUGUUUGCAUAAUCAGAAAGAUAUGAAGUUGUUUUUACAUUUUUUUUUGAGUGUCUCCAGUCCAGUUGUAAGAAUGCUAAAACCAAAACCUUCUGACGUCUGAGACAGGAAUGGGGUAUGUUGGGUGGAUAUCUGUUUCUAAGGAUUUUCUCACUUGAACUUGAAAGAAGUUCUUUGAGGAAGACAACUGAUUUUUCUGUUCCUGAGUUUCUUAAAUUAUGUAAUAGGAAACAAGUAGUUUAAUAUAGGCCAAGUCUGCUUUUCUUGUAUGUUUAGUGUAUCUGAUGCCCCAAAGAAGGGCUCCUCAAACUGGAGAGAGUGUCGUAAUCACCUGGAGGCUGUGGGGCCCGCACCCAUAGCCUCGGAUUCAGCAGGUCUGGGGUGGGGCCUGGGAAUCUGCAUUUAUGAUGAGCUCCCGGGUGAGGCUGGUGCUGCUCUUCCAGGCACCACACUUUGAGAACCACUGGUCAAGUCUAGAGCAAGGAGCAUCAAGUCUGAUUUAAAAUGCAGGUCAUGUAAUGAGCCAGCUGUUGGGCACGGACCCACCUAAAAAAGGCCACUUCUUCUCAGUCAGUUGCUUCUUCUUGUUGAAACUGAUUUCUUAUUGAAGCACAAAGUACUUACAGUGCUGUGUGUUCAGUGCACACAUCUGUCAGAGGUGGUGGCAUUUUACACAUACACCCACGUGACCGCUACCACCCAGAUCAAGAGUUGGCACUUUUCAAAACAUCCUCCCCAAAGUAUCGCCUCUACCAGAAGCCACCUUAUGCUAAUUUCCAUCACCAUGGCUGCUCUUCAUAGAAGUGGAACCACACCAUACGUACUGCUGUUUUUAGUUUUGUCUAUGAAGUUCAUUCACACUGCUGAGCCUGUCAGUCAUUAGCUGUGUUUACUGCUCUGUAGGGAUCCAGUGCAUGAACAUGUCGUAAUGUAUCGAUCCAUUCUUCUCAUGUUGCAUGUUUGGGUUGUUCGCGGUCCUUCUGCUGGAAGCUGGUUCCAACUGAUUUUAGUGAGAAUGCAAAUUCAGUGUUAUUUUCAUAUUUUUUUUUUCAAGAAAAGCUGGACAUCUACAUUGUUAUGUGAAGAUUUUUCAAUGUUGGCAAAUAUAUAACAUUUUCAACAUUGAGCAGGUCAUGUUAGACUUGGGUCUUGGCCCAUGAGUCACAAUUUCUCAGCGCCUGUAACAUCUUGUCCUCACAGAUGCUUCUUUUGUGGUGAAAAUCACUCUCAUGUCCCUCCACAGAAUCAUGCCUGAGACGUGUAGCAGUGAUGGGUGCCCACUAACAGAUUUUUGUUUAAGCUUGCUUAUGUUAUGCUACCUGGAAGAAUGUGGAUGUGAAAUAAACUUCCUCCUCUCCACCAGGCUUGGGGAGUCCAGGAUCCCAGGCCUGCAGGAAUGAAUCAAGCAGUACUGGUUCCUGAGUGAGCAGUUUGCAAACUGUAUCUGUGUCAUUGCGGGGUUAUUCAUUCAUUUGUUUAUCUUGCCAAAACAUUAGCGUUUGUGAAACAGCUUUAGAGGGCUGUGGCGGAUUAGUAUAGCAUGAAAGGAAGUUGUGGCUUGUCCUCAAACAGGGAGAAAAGACCUUUCAUUGUAAAAUUCAUAAUUUAUUUAUUGUCUGAUGGACUGUAUUGCAUGUCCGUUGCAUAGCAACAAAAUAAAGUUUGUCUGGUUAGGAACAUCUGAAGGUUUCUUACAACGUAAAGAUAGAGGAUGCUUUCUGAACUAUAUUUGCUUCAAUGUGUGUUCCGUCGCAUACCAAUUAUAGAAGAACAUCAGGAUAAGAUUUAUUUUAGGUAAUACAAAUGUUAACACAAAUGGUAGAAGAGUAUUAUUGUGUGUUUAUGUGGUGGGGAAUCUUAUCUGUUUAAAAAGAUGCAAUUUCCUGUCAGUAUCCAAGUCUAACUUGAGCAAUCUGUGUCUUCUUUCCUCCCUAAUGUGGUUGCCCAGAGAUGUUUAGGGGAAAUAAGAAAUGCUUAUUUUUAUCUGGUUAUCUGUUUUCCUACUGAUAUUUUUUCUGAAUAUCAUUUCAGAUAGUAAGCAUAGGUUCAACUGAAAAUUUUCCAGCAUCUUCUGUAAACCAAGAAUCCUGUUACCCUGAAUGAUGCCAAAACAAGGGCUGGAAUUCAAGUGAGCAAUAAAUUUGAUUUUGUUUGUUCAUUUGCUUCAGCCCCAUUGGGAAAAAGGUUCUGGCGUGGUUUCCCACCUGUGUUCUCUGGUUAGAUCAUCUAUCUUUAAAGCUGAUUUGUUUUCCAGGAUAGUCAAACUCCUGAGUCUGUUUCUAGCAGGCAAAGUCUUCCAACUGACGUGGUUGGUAGUGCUAUGCUUCACAUGAUAUGCUAGGGCUUUUGUACCAACUUGGCUAAUUGAAAGUCAAGGCCAGCCCACCCCAAAGCAUCGGGUUAAGACCCCGAAGAGCUGAGUGAGUGUCCACGUGAAACAUUAUUUAACCUUAGGACCCUGAGAGUCUCAGCUGUGAAAUGAGGGUGCAGAGUGGUGAGAUGUAUUUUUUAUCUUUGAAUUUCAGUGCCUUCAGCUGAGGUAAUGCUACAUGUCACAUGACCCACAAUUUAAAAACAGAACCAUGCCUAGUACACUGUUUUCAUUUUAAUUUAAAUAUGAAAAAAGCCCAAGUUAACCAGCAUAUAUCUCAUAUCAAUUAUUAAUAUAUUAUUAACAUUGCCCUCCAUUUUCCUAUGUUUGCUUUACUAACAAUGUUCUAAUAAUAGUAAUAUCAGUGCUUAUUAUAAAUUUUUAGUUUAUUCUAUUAAAACAAGCAUUUUAAGAUUCUUAUUAUCCAGACCAGCACUGUCCCAUGAAUGUUUUGUGAUCAUGAAACUGGUGUCUGUCUGUAACUUCUAAUAUAGCAGCUAAUAUCUGCUGUAUAUAUGGCUAUUGGGCACUUGAACUGUGCCCAGUAUUGAAGGCUUCACUUGAUUUAAUUCUAAUUAUUCUAAUUGUAAGUAGUUACAUGUGGCCAGUUGGUAUAGUAUGGGAUAGCACAGAUCUAAAUAUGCAGAACAAUUUUAGGCAGAGGAGAGACUUUAUCCAACAGACUUAAGACCAGCCUUGCUACACGGUUACCCUGGGCAAGCCACAUAAAAUUUUUUCAACAUAGCUCUCCAAUUUGAAAACUAAAAUGUUAUGGCAGCUCUUAUCUGUAUUGUGGGCACAUUCCUUGCAGUAAUACAUGUAAUAAUGUUUAAAAUUAUUUGGAGAAAAAUACUAUACUGAUCUAAAGCAGCUUUGGUUUUGUUUGUUGGUUUGUUUGUUUUUCUUAUUAAUCUUUUCAUUUAUGGCUUCCUGGGAAGAGCACAGAAAUUUUGUCUGAAGUCUUGAGUUCCUGGUUCGGACUAGCCACUGAAUGAGCAGAUCAUCUUGAGAAAAUAAUCCUGAACUUUAACUUUCAUCCUUUAGGUGUGAGAGUAAUAUCAUUAAUCGAUAGUAUGUAAUAAUGAAGAGUGAUGUCCUCCUAAACUAAGAAGUGAUGUAUGUGUAAGCUAUUGUGUAAACGAUUGUAAUAAGAAUACAUGGUAUGUAGUGUAAUGGCUGACAUCUUGAAAAUCUGAAAAGUGUGAGCCAAGUUUGUUAGACAUAGUGAAAUAUGCCCCUCUGAGUAGACAAAAUCCUGUAUCCUAAAUAGCCAACUGGCACAAUAAAGAGCCUUUCUCUAA